Molecule: messenger RNA, 476 nt
Organism: Drosophila erecta
Lineage: Eukaryota; Metazoa; Arthropoda; Insecta; Diptera; Drosophilidae
Source: RefSeq, a predicted model, not a curated record
AUGGAAGCAAACACGAAGCAGCUGGCGGAGCAGUUGGCGGUUGCGAAGAUGACGGCUUUGCUGGAAGUUUUCUUGAAGGGGAAGGCGAAGGAUGUGGCGUUCCCAGUCGCAUCGGAUGCGGACUUGGUAGCUUUAGAUCAAAAAAUAAGAUCAGGGUCUAAGGAACGCUACAUUGAAGCGGCAACAGAACUUCUUAAGUGCAACAAUUUGCCAAAGGCAAAGAAGACCGUUCAUGCGAUCCUGUGCGCAUACAAUAUAGACGGCCUUAACGGAAAGAAGGCCCUUAAAGUUCAAAAUUCUUCUCAGUUUUGGUAUGUUAUUUGUGAUUUUGCAGAUAGCAAUGGUUCGUUGGAAGGCCAGCAGCCAGCGAAGAAGGGCCUGGCUCACACACUUACAUGUGUGAAAAAUAACGCAAUCAAAAAAAAGAAAAAAAUCUAUAUAAAUUAAGAAAAUAAAUAAAAAUAAAAGUCCGACAA